Molecule: messenger RNA, 2257 nt
Organism: Eutrema salsugineum
Lineage: Eukaryota; Viridiplantae; Streptophyta; Magnoliopsida; Brassicales; Brassicaceae
Product: cysteine-rich receptor-like protein kinase 11
Exons: 7
Coding region: 39-2057 (672 amino acids)
Biological process (GO): protein phosphorylation
Molecular function (GO): protein kinase activity; ATP binding
Source: RefSeq, a predicted model, not a curated record
GAGGAUUUUGCUUUUGCUAUAAUCGAAAAAAAAGAACAAUGAAGCAGAGGCGUCUGUUUUCAAUCCUCUGUUUUGUCCUCAUAAGCUUUGGUGUUUCUUCAGUUUCAGCACAAACAUGUAUGGACAAUGGGAAUUUCAGGCCCAACGGUCCUUACGACACAAAUCGCCGUCUCAUCCUCUCUUCUCUUCCUUCCAACGUCACGGCUCAAGACGGCCUCUUCUACAACGGUUCCAUCGGACAAGAACCGAACCGUGUCUACGCUGUAGGGAUGUGCAUCCCAGGAUCAGAUCCAGAUGACUGUUCUGAAUGUAUCAAGACAGCAUCUGAUGGUUUGAUACAGACUUGUCCUAACCAAACAAACGCGUUUACAUGGCCAGGUGAGCCCACGCUUUGCCAUGUCCGCUAUUCCAACACUUCUUUCUCAGGAACUGCAGAUUUGGACCCGCGUGUACUUCUCACCAACAUUGGAGAUCUAAACUCAAAUCUAACAGAGUUCAGGACAGUAUGGGAAAGAUUAGUGGGUCGCAUGAUUACUGCAGCUUCCGAAGCAAGAAACACUUCAUCGUCUAGUAAUAACCAUUACGCAGCUGAUACAGAAGCCUUGACAUCUAUCCGGACUAUAUACGCUUUGAUGCAAUGCACGCCGGAUCUUUCUACUUCUGAUUGUGACAACUGUCUGCGACAGAGCGCAAUUGACUAUCAGUCAUGCUGUGGUGAAAAGCAAGGAGGUGUUGUUAUGCGGCCAAGCUGCUUCUUCCGUUGGGAUUUGUAUACAUACUCUAAGGCUUUUGAUAAUCUUCCGGUGGCUUCUUCUCCAACUCCUGUGGCUGUGCCACAACCACAACCUGCAGGUGACCAGGCUAACACGACUGAUAAUGAAGAAGAUAGCAAAGGAAUCUCAGAUGGAAUUGUCGCGGCGAUUGUGGUGGCGACUAUCGUUACCAUCUUGAUACUGCUUGUUCUAUGUUUUUUUCUAUUCCGGAGGAGAAAACCAUAUCAGAGAACUGAAAAUGAAUCUGAUAGUGAUAUAUCAACUGAACAUUCAUCACAAUACGACUUUAAGACAAUUGAAGCUGCAACAAACAAGUUUUCAAUGAGUAAUAAGCUAGGUGAAGGUGGAUUUGGCGAGGUUUACAAGGGUAAGCUUUCUAAUGGAACUGAAGUAGCUGUAAAGAGACUGUCGAAAAAGUCAGGACAAGGCGCAAGAGAGUUCAGGAACGAGGCUGUUCUUGUGUCAAAACUUCAACAUAGGAAUCUGGUUAGACUUCUUGGAUUCUGUUUGGAAAGAGAGGAGAAGAUUCUGAUCUAUGAGUUUGUUCCCAACAAAAGCCUUGACUAUUUCCUAUUCGACCCUGAAAAGCAAGCCCAGGUGGACUGGACUCGGCGAUACAAUAUCAUUGGAGGGAUUGCUCGAGGAAUUCUUUAUCUUCAUCAAGAUUCACAGCUCACAAUCAUACACCGUGACCUCAAAGCAAGCAACAUUCUCUUAGAUGCUAAUAUGAACCCAAAAAUUUCAGAUUUUGGAUUGUCAACGAUCUUUGGAAUGGAGCAAACUCGAGGCAACACCAGCAGAAUUGCUGGAACCUACGCUUACAUGUCUCCUGAGUAUGCAAUGCAUGGUCAAUUCUCCAUGAAAUCUGAUGUUUACAGCUUUGGAGUCUUAGUUCUUGAGAUUAUAAGCGGCAAGAAAAACAGUGGCGUCUACCAGAUGGAUGAAACUAGUACUGCUGGAAACUUGGUUACUUAUGCUUGGAGGCUUUGGAGGAACGAGUCACCAUUAGAGCUUGUGGAUCCGGCCAUUGGAAGGAAUUAUCAGAGUAAUGAAGUCACUAAAUGCAUCCACAUCGCGCUCUUAUGUGUUCAAGAUAAUCCAGAAGACCGUCCAAUGUUAUCGACUAUCAUCUUAAUGCUCAAUAGCAACACAAUGACUUUACCAGUGCCUCGCUUACCGGAAUUUUUCCCAAGAAGCAUGCAAAACUUGGACCCUCUGUCUGAGGAAACAGAGUCGGAUCAGUCUACAAGCAUGUCUUUUCCUCAUUUAGUUCGUCAAAGAUGAUAUGUUUCCUCAUUAUAUCUGGAAAGUUAAAACAUAUGAAUGGACGAUAUUUGAAUUAUUUAUGCACCCAUCAUAAGAAACGGUAACUUUCUCUGUGACUGUAAUUGUGUUGUAAGCUGUAUGAUUCUAUGGUCAGUUCUGUAAGUAUAGUAUUUGGUGUGAAGGUUUACAGAAAACUGCAAUUUAAGACCACAUUUACA